AUUUAAUGAGUUAAGUCGUUGGCUAUUCAUAUUAAUGAUACUCAUUAAUGAAGCAUCAGUUGAAGGAAGGACAAUUUCAUAUGCUGUAAACAAAGCAAUAAUCAAAACCAUUAAGGUAGAGAAUGAUGAGAUCAUCGAUUGUUAUGAUAUUUACAGACAACCGAGUCUUAAUCAUCCUUUGCUUCAUAAUCAUACAAUACAGAUGAGACCAAGUUCAUACCCAAAAAUGAUGAAAUAUAAUAGUUUUGGGUCACUCCAACUUACACAAUUUUGGCAUAAAUAUGGACUGUGUCCAAAAGGAACUAUUCCUAUACGGAGAAAAGGAAAAAAUUACAAUCCGACGCUUCUACGUAAACAUCAUUAUCCAACAUUAUCAACAUCACAACAAGACAAUGAAGGCAACCAUGAGUACGCAACCAUUAAGGUACACGGCAAUUUUCUAGGAGCACGAGCAAAAAUAAACCUUUGGAAACCACUUACUGAGACACCGACUGAAAUUAGUGUAUCCCAAAUCUGGGUCUCGGCAGGUGACGAAAAAAAUGUGAAUACUAUUGAAGCUGGAUGGGAAGUGGGCCAAUCCAUAUUUGGUGACGACCAAACCAGAUUCUUUUUAUACUGGACGACGGAUGAUUAUGUUAGCACGGGUUGCUACAACCUCUUAUGUGAAGGCUUUGUGCACACAUCUUCAAAUGUCGCCCUUGGUUGCAAUUUCACCGAGUUGUCCACUUUCCAAGGAAAUCAAAAAGAUGCCACCUUCAGUAUUUACAAGGACCAAAAUAGUGGAAAUUGGUGGAUACAAUUACAAGGAAUUCCUAUUGGAUAUUAUCCAGGUUCCCUCUUCACAGAAUUAUCAAAUACAGCUACAGAAAUAACUUGGGGUGGAGAAAUCACCGAUGAAAAAAGUAAAGGACGACAUACUUCGACUCAAAUGGGUAGCGGUCAUUUCCCUUCAGAAGGUCGUUUGAACAUAUCUAGUUAUUUUAACUGGGUGCAAGUAGUUGAUGAAAAUAACGCGAUCAAGGACCCUCAAAACGUUGUAAAAUCGGUGACAAAUCCAAAUUGCUAUAAUUUGGAAAUCGACGAUAACCAUCAUAAUACAAAUGGUUAUAGUUUUUACUAUGGAGGUCGUGGUUAUAAUGACAAAUGUCAAUGACUCUAUAUAUGAUACUAAAAUCUAUCGGUUUCUAAAAAAUUUCGAAAAAGAAUAGGUUUUAUUCUCAAAAAUUUUAUCCAUACUUUACAUUUUUUUUAUUA
This is a messenger RNA of Papaver somniferum (opium poppy), 1254 nucleotides long. RefSeq lists its product as uncharacterized. The transcript has 7 exons. The record is from RefSeq and is a predicted model, not a curated record. The coding region runs from base 35 to 1153 and encodes 372 amino acids. Lineage: Eukaryota; Viridiplantae; Streptophyta; Magnoliopsida; Ranunculales; Papaveraceae.